CGAUAUUCUUUUGACUGAGCACAGCCGGCUAAAGCCGUCUUUACAGUUAUGUACAAUAUAUAUAUAUAGAUAUAUAUAUACGCACAGAUUAUAUAUACCGACAUAUAAAAUCUGUGUUAGUGUUAUACGCGUUGAACAGUCAAUUAACCAAGCCAAAAAAUAUCCGUACUUUCCUGGUAAUGAGGCCUGGCUUUCUUUGAAUCUCUCUCUUCCUCAAUUUCAAUCUGUAGAGCUUUCAAGCAAAAUGGGUUGCAUUUCUUCUAAGGAUAGUAUCAAAGAUACCCCAAAAGAGAGGAUUUCACGUAAAGGGUCAUUAGAUAGGCGUGUUGCUCAUGUUAAUUCAUCAAGAAGAGAAGAAGGGGUCCGAUCAAACUCUAAAUCAGACAGUGGAGAUGUGAAGGUUAUGCUAAUUGAUAAGAAAACUUAUGGUUCAAAUAGGUUGUAUGAUGAUCAGAUUGUCAAAAAGCAAAUAGAGGUUCAGAUCGAGGAAAAAAAAGCAGAAAAUUUUGAAGUUGCUGUUAAAAGUCGUACUCAGAUUGAAAAAAAGAAGGCAGAAAAGUUUGAUAUUCCGGUUUCUAAUCAUCCGGGUUGGGGAAGGGUGCCAAAAGGUUUGGAAGCAGAGCAGGUUGCAGCAGGAUGGCCAUCUUGGCUUGCCUCAGCAGCAGGAGAAGCUAUCAAGGGAUGGGUGCCAAGGCGUGCUAAUACAUUUGAGAAGUUAGAUAGAAUUGGUCAAGGAACUUACAGUAAUGUUUACAAGGCCCGUGAUGUCACUUAUGAUAAAAUUGUUGCUAUUAAAAAGGUUCAAUUUGAUAAUACUGAUCCAGAAAGUGUUAAAUUUAUGGCCCGAGAAAUUCAAAUUUUGCGAAGGCUGGAUCAUCCCAAUAUAAUUAAAUUGGAAGGCUUGAUAACAUCUCAGACUUCUUCCAGUUUAUACCUUGUCUUUGAGUACAUGGAACAUGAUCUUACUGGGCUUGUCUCACUUCCUGGGAACAAGUUCACAGAACCACAGAUCAAAUGCUACAUGCUGCAACUUUUAAGUGGACUCGACCAUUGCCAUAGUCAUGGUGUUCUGCAUCGUGACAUAAAGGGUUCUAAUCUUCUUAUUGAUAACAAUGGCAUCUUGAAAAUUGCGGAUUUUGGCUUAGCAAAUUUCUUUGAUCCUCAAAGUAGUGCUCAAUUGACAAGCCGUGUGGUGACCCUAUGGUAUAGAGCUCCAGAACUUUUACUUGGAUCCAACCGCUAUGGAGUUGCUGUAGAUUUGUGGAGUACUGGUUGCAUACUUGGGGAACUUUACACUGGCAAACCUAUUUUGCCUGGAAGAACUGAGGUUGAACAAUUGCAUAAAAUUUUUAAGCUCUGUGGUUCACCUGCUGAUGAUUAUUGGAGAAAAUUAAAGUUACCUCAUUCAUCUGUAAUCAAGCCUCAAAGGCCAUAUAGACGAUGUGUUGCAGAAACAUUUAAAGACAUACCUUCUCCUGCUGUUGGGCUUAUGGAAGCUUUGCUUUCUAUGGAUCCAGCCAAUCGUGGAACUGCAGCUUUUGCUCUCAGGGACAAGUUCUUCAGAUCAAAACCAUUUGCUUGUGAUCCUUCAAGUUUGCCCAAAUAUCCUCCCAGCAAAGAGAUUGAUGCUAAAAUUCGGGAUGAAGAAGCUAGAAGGCAAGGAGCAAUUAGGAGCAAUAGGAAUGGCCCACAAGAAUCUGCGGCUUUUCUAGCAUCUCAUGCCUAUCCCAAGUUAGCAACUAUUAUGCAGGAAAAGCGUAUUUCGAACGAAAAUAGAAGACCUGAGAUGUUCAAUUCUCGGAAGGAGCAAAAUGUUUCUGGCUUUCUGGUUGAUACGUCUAAACAAACUCAAGGUGCUAAAGAAGGGAGAAGGGAUUUCUUGGAGCAUCAGCGUAAGAAAGUUUCAUAUUCAGGGCCAUUGGUACAUGGGACAGGCUGGACAAAGGAUGGUGCAAAGGAUCUUGAUAAUCCUCAUGGAGUGUCAACUAGAACCAACCUGUCAACAAUAUCUGGUUUAGUAGCAACUAGAACUUCAUUACCCGAUGAUCGCCAAGGAAAACCUAGUACUUCACAGCCAGAAAUAGCAAAACAAGUAAGCGGGUAUCAGGAAUCAUUAAAUCGAUUGGAGGCUACGACAAAGCAAUGUCAAAAACACUAUGUGCGUAAGCCUGCAGAUUCUCCUCAGGCAAAUGGUGGAAAAUCCGGAGAAGCAAAUCUGCAUGGUCGCGGACCAAGGGGAAGCAAGAUUUAUUUUUCUGGUCCAUUACUGGUUCCAUCAAACAAUGUAGACCAAAUGCUCAAAGAACAUGAUCAAAAGAUUCAAGAAUUUGCUCGAAGGCGAUUGGACAAGACGAAAAAUGGAAAAAAAGCAACAGAGAGCAAUACAUAUGUAUCUAAGCACGCAGGUGGAUAAAUCAGUCCAAGGUGAAGGAUCGGGAUGUAGCUAAUCACUCACAGUUCAAUGUAUAGAGGGUGCUUUUUAUUUUUAAUUUAAAUAAUUAUUUUGUAACUAGUAUCCAUAGGUAGUCCAUGCAAGAGAUAAGGUAUAUUUCUCUUAAAUUUCUACGUGAAAAUAGAAGAACUAAAACGAAGAUUAUGAAACCAAAUCUUCUUUUUUAUUUUUUUCUUUGGAGCAGUGUUAUAUAAACAUUUUAAGUCAACAAAUUCAAUUCAACUUAUUGGACAGUUAGCAAUUACAGUAUUGAAGAGGAACACUUCAGGGUUCAA
Jatropha curcas is the source of this 2727-nucleotide messenger RNA. RefSeq names its product Protein kinase superfamily protein. Gene Ontology annotation, molecular function: RNA polymerase II CTD heptapeptide repeat kinase activity; ATP binding. NCBI's taxonomy places the organism in Eukaryota, Viridiplantae, Streptophyta, Magnoliopsida, Malpighiales, Euphorbiaceae. Gene Ontology annotation, biological process: protein phosphorylation; positive regulation of transcription elongation by RNA polymerase II. The record is from RefSeq and is a predicted model, not a curated record. Gene Ontology annotation, cellular component: cyclin-dependent protein kinase holoenzyme complex; nucleus.